Molecule: messenger RNA, 360 nt
Organism: Nematolebias whitei (Rio pearlfish)
Lineage: Eukaryota; Metazoa; Chordata; Actinopteri; Cyprinodontiformes; Rivulidae
Gene: urahb
Product: urate (5-hydroxyiso-) hydrolase b
Exons: 3
Coding region: 1-360 (119 amino acids)
Biological process (GO): purine nucleobase metabolic process
Molecular function (GO): hydroxyisourate hydrolase activity
Source: RefSeq, a predicted model, not a curated record
AUGAUGACAGCAGAGAGCAGCCCUCUGAGCACACAUGUGUUGAACACCAGUGAUGGGGUCCCAGGAGCCAAGAUGGCGCUGAGCCUGCAUCAUCUGGACUCCAAGCUGAUGAUCUGGAGCAUGAUUGGUGUCGGGAUAACAAAUGAAGAAGGUCGCUGUCCCGAUCUGAUCAGCCAGGAAGCGUUCACCCCGGGCAUGUACAAGCUGCGCUUUGAGACCGGUUCAUACUGGGAAAGUCUGGGUCAGGUAUCCAUCUACCCAUAUGUUGAGGUCGUCUUCACCAUCCGUGACCCGUCCCAGAAGUUUCAUCUCCCUCUGCUGAUGAGUCGUUUCUCCUACAGCACCUACAGAGGAAGCUGA